GCUCGAUUGCCUGGGAUUUUAUCGGCGUUAUUUACACCCGGCUGAAAAAGUUGGGUUUCAAAGUCUUGGGUUUUGACCACAUCUCAACGCUACAUUUUUAUUUAAUUAAAUUCGUCACCCGUUAACAUAUCCCAUGACCGAGUCUACACCAAGGGCAGAGGGGUCACUCUCACGGCCCUGUAUGAAAUGUCGUGUUCAGGAGGCGACCCUUGACAGCAGGUCCCAGCCUGUAUGCAGAGACUGCUUCGCCAAGUUCAUCGCCGCCAAAUGCAUCAAGCAGACCGGCAUCCUAGGCAAAGAGACCCGCCUCCCUCUCCCCAAAACCGGCGGCCCGCCCACCGGCACCCGCCACUACAUGGUCGGCCUCUCCCUGGGCAUCUCCUCCACCGUCCUCCUCCACCUCCUCAGCGAGAACAUCGAGUUCCAGCUCGCCCGCGGCCGCAACGCCCCCUUCGACCUCACCGUCGUGCACAUCGACACCACCACCACCACCACAACCCCCCUUUCCAACCCAGAGACCACCCCCCCCGCCGAAACCGCCCUCGCCCGCUUCCGCACGCGCUACCCCCGCUUCACGUUCCACCGCAUCCCCUUAACCACCCCCGAACAAACAGAAGCAGCACAACCGCUCCCCACAGCCGCCUCCCGCAGCGACGUGGCCCGCCUGCUGACGCGGAGAGCGCUGCUCGCACAGGCGCGCGCCCGCGGCUGCCAGGCGCUGCUGCUGGGCCACAGCACGACGGCGCUGGCGGAGCUGACGCUGGCGGAGGCGGCUAAGGGGAGGGGGUUUGCGCUGCCUUGGCUGGUGCAGGAUGGGUUGGCGCCUGCGGUGGGGUCUGGGUUGGGG
Chaetomium fimeti is the source of this 847-nucleotide messenger RNA. RefSeq lists its product as uncharacterized. The transcript has 2 exons. Lineage: Eukaryota; Fungi; Ascomycota; Sordariomycetes; Sordariales; Chaetomiaceae. The record is from RefSeq and is a predicted model, not a curated record. The coding region runs from base 232 to 777 and encodes 181 amino acids.